AUGGCAAGUACGGCAGAAGUCAAAGAUCCCGAGGCCUUUCUCAAAGACCCUCGCUUUUCCCAAACCUUCCAGCUCCCAGCGGAUCCAUCGGAUGAUCAUGGCAGUCUCCAGGUUAAAUACUCCGACUACGGCUAUCACAACGCCGCUGAUGAGAAUGUGCUACUCUUCUUUGCGCCGCUAUGUGCUUCGAGGAUUUUUCACUGUGCGAAGGAUGAACUAGCCAAGAAGUACCGUGUUCGCAUUGUCGUUAUGGACCGGCCGGGUUUUGGUGGGACGGAUCCUGUCAAGCUGGACAAGAGACCUGCCAUGUGCCGAAAAAUGACUCUGGCUUUGCUCAAGCAUCUUGGAAUCAAGCAUGUAUCUCUUGCUUGCCACAGCGGAGGAACCGUCUACGCUUUUGAUAUGCUCAUGCAUCACCCAGAGAUUCUCCACCCAGAAAGACCCUACCUCGCCGUCGGAGCUCCUUGGAUCCUCCCAUCUCACUCACACCUUCUGUCGAUGUCUGUAACCCAAUCACUACCCGCCAGCAUGCUAGCCCAAGCAGACAAGCUCAUCGGCUUCGUCAACGGCACUCUGGGGCCAGUUGUCGCGACAUCCGCUGGUAUGAGCCAAAUGUUUGGCCUAUCCAAAAAGAAGAAUGUCGAAGGUGGCGCUGAGGAGAUCAAGGCCGAUGCGCUCUUCGAGGAGUCUUUGGAACCCUUCUUGUUCAAACUUGUGCACGCUGAGAGUAUUCGUGGUUUUGGUGAUGAGUCGGUUUUCUUGAUGCAGAAGACAGACGGAGUACCAGGAUGGGGCGACUGGCUUGAUUAUGAUGAUAUCGUGCCGAAGUUGGUACAUGCGCUGAAAGGAGCGGGUAGGAAAUUGACCGUGGAUGUCUACUACGCUGAGGAGGAUUCUAUGAUUGGAGCACCGGGAACUGAUGGGCCGAAAUGGCUGGAUAGUUGCUUCAAGGGAGAAGAGGUUGAGCAGGUCAUUAGCUACAACACUAAGACCAUCGAGGCAGCGGACCAUGACACUAUUUGGAGCAUACGUCGGGGUGUACCUGUCGAUGUCUUCAAGAAAUUGGCUGGAUGA
Messenger RNA from Fusarium subglutinans, 1074 nucleotides. Its product is annotated as alpha beta hydrolase fold family. Bases 1 to 1074 code for a protein of 357 amino acids. NCBI's taxonomy places the organism in Eukaryota, Fungi, Ascomycota, Sordariomycetes, Hypocreales, Nectriaceae. The record is from RefSeq and is a predicted model, not a curated record. The transcript is spliced from 2 exons.